Iphiclides podalirius (scarce swallowtail) is the source of this 1314-nucleotide messenger RNA. The record is from the annotation of a GenBank genome assembly. Lineage: Eukaryota; Metazoa; Arthropoda; Insecta; Lepidoptera; Papilionidae.
AUGGUCGGUUUCGAGAGGCGCUGUACCAGUUCGUCUAUCAACAGCGAGCGACGCCGCUAUUGGGGUGGCUCCGAACCACGAUCUUCGGUCACAUCCCAAGCCUCACAAAUGGCGCAGACCUACCGUCGGGACACCGGCCAGCCCAAAGCCGGCGUCGUGAUCACUUCCUUCAGACAAUCGCACAGAAGGAGCAGUACGUCGACGGCUGCCGCCGCUUUCGCUGUCGCUACAUCGGCUUCGUCGAACCCCCGCUCACCCCCGCCCACCUCACCACCACAUAACAGACGCGACUCGGUCAUUUCUACUGCGGCGACGAUGCGAGUGCUCAACGUGCUAAGGCAUUGGAUAUCUAAGCACUCAUCAGACUUCUGGUCCGACGAGCGUCUGCGCGGCCUCACCAUGGACUUCCUCAAGGAGAUCGAAGGCAGCCCGGGACUCCUUCCUGCGGAGCAUAAGGCCGCGGCGCAACUGCUGCGCCUUUUGGAACGCGCCCCGGACAGGGCUAUUGACUUGAAAGCCAUAUUCGCCCCCCCACCUGUGCCAACGAAGGAAAGCAUUGAAACCCUCUCGGCGUUGGAGAUCGCCGAACAGAUGACAUAUUUGGACUAUCAGAUCUUCAGCUCUAUCCACAGCGAGGAGUUCUUGGGGCAGGCGUGGACGAAGGCGGACAAGGCGGACCGCGCGCCCCACAUCCUGAUGAUGACCGGCCACUUCAACCACAUUUCCAACCUGGUCAUAUCAGAAAUUUUGAAGAAGGUCACUCUUACAGGCCGAGUGGCGUCGAUAGAGAAAUGGGCGGCCGUGGCAGACAUAGCUCGCUGCCUGCACAACUUCAACGGCGUCCUGCAGAUAUGCGCCGCGCUGUCCAACACCUCGAUCUACCGUCUGAAGAAGACGUGGGAGAAAGUGUCGAAGACGAGCAAGCAGACGAUCGAAAAAAUGCAAACGAUAAUUUCUUCGGAGUGCAGAUUUAGGAUUUUGAGGGACGCUCUGCACAGAUGCGAUCCGCCGUGCAUACCUUACUUGGGCAUGUAUCUCUCUGACCUCUCUUUCAUCGAGGAGGGCACAUCCAAUUACACUCCAGAUGGGCUCCUCAAUUUCUCCAAAAUGAGAAUGGUGUGCGACUUCCUGCUGGACCGGUCGCUGAUCAUCCCCGAGGAGCGGCAGUACACGCUGUCCCUGGAGCUGGAGCCGCGGCCGUCGCGGGGCUCCGCGGGGGGGCUGCACCCCGCGCCCGCCUCCCCCGCCUCGCCCGCCGCCCAAAGGCGGCGCCGCGCCUCCCUCGCCGCGUUGGCGCCUCUGCGCACCGAACGA